Molecule: messenger RNA, 12463 nt
Organism: Salmo salar (Atlantic salmon)
Lineage: Eukaryota; Metazoa; Chordata; Actinopteri; Salmoniformes; Salmonidae
Source: RefSeq, a predicted model, not a curated record
CUCCCACAGAUACAUUUGAAGAAGUUCUAACAGAAGAGAGGAGUGUUUUUUACAGUAAUGCACUAGAACGUUGGAUGCUGAUAAACCACACAGAAGAAGAGUGCCAGUUGUUGAUUGCUAGAUCUCGGUUGGCGAUAUCCAUGUUUUCAGCUGAUCUGCCGUAUGUGAAAGAGAGAGGAGCGGGGCAGACUUUCUAAUUGACCUAUCCCAAUUGAACUUUUGAGGAUGGUACCCCAUAUGCUUGAAAUGCAGCCCAACUCAAUGUGCUGGGAUGGAUAGAACUGACACAAUAUGGAUAACGCCUGUGAAAAUGCUAGAGCAAGAGAAUGGAGCUAUGGUGAUGGAUACAGCCGCCAUAGUAUGGCUCAGUGGGGAAGUGCUCCCCCUGCUGGUGAAAGACAGUACCUCACCGAACAGGAAAGGGAACGCCAGUGGCUGAACCAUGCGAAAGAAGCUGCCAUACGGGCCCACUACAACUCCCAUAGACAAAACUCUCCAAUGGACUUCCGUGGACAUGGGGCACAAGAGACCCAGCCGCCGCCUCUGUAUCAUCAGGACAAUCACAGAAUGGCUCCGAGUCAGAACCAAAGGGAUUGGUCAAAUCUCUAUGGACCCUUGAGAGGCCAGGCAACCCCUAAUGUAACCUUACACCACAGUGGAGAGAUAACAGAAACAUGGGCUAAGCAUGAACCCCACUUCCCCAGCUAUGAGUUUUUGCCCCCACUCAUUAUCGAAAGAGGGCAUGAGGAUAUAACCCAUCACCAUAAAGCUGACCGGGAUUAUAUGGUUGGUCGGAUAGGGAAUCAUUACAAUCUCCAUUACUUGGAAAGCAAAUGGCAGAUGUUAGAUCCCACCCAUUCCAAUGGACAUGCUAGAGGACAUUUUAAUGAACAUUCAAGGGGACAUUCUAAUUCCUAUUCCUGGGUUCAUUCUACCGAAUGCUCAAAGGGAAGUUCUAGGGGUGGGUCUAGUGGACGUUCUAGGGGUGGCUCUAGUGCACGUUCUAGGGGUGGCUCUAGUGCACGUUCUAGAGGUGACUCUAGUGGACGUUCUAAGGGUGGCUCUAGUGGACGUUCUAGGGGUGGCUCUAGUGGAUGUUCUAGGGGUGGCUCUAGUGGAAGUUCUAGGGUCCAUUCCAGCAGGUCUCCCAGGCUGGACUUCCAGGCUAAGCAUGUCAACCCUUUUCAAACUACGACCAACAGUUCUCCAGACAUUCAGAACGCAAACAUCACUCCAACUGUUACAACAUCAGGACGUACAACAGGUCCUGCGAGAGAUUCUACAUCACUUGUGCAGACCUUUACUACGACUGCACAGCAGUGUGUUUUUAUGGAUUUCCCUUCCACGGGAGGUACAGAAUCUGGUGUUGUUGACCUAAAAGCAGCCCAGGUAACAAAUGCAGACACCCAUGGUAUACUAGGACCUAGUGUUCCUUCCCAAGCCAUAACUCAACAAACAGAUCAUCUUCCUGGCAAUGCUGCUCUGGUUUCUCACACACAGACCUCUACCACCCCUGAACAGCAACAUGCUCCCUCUCCUUCUCUCACUGAGACACCUCAGGAAAAACCUCCUCAUAAACAUAAGAUCUCACUCAAGGAAAUACAGCACUGGCCCCAGAGUGUUUUAAGAUCUAAAAAUGGACCUGUAAAUGGGAAUAACUCAACACAAGACCCCUCUCAGUCCCAACAAUCCAGCACAGAGAAGAUGGACGUUUUACAAGCAGGCAAAACACAACUACAUCUAAACACCAAAGACUACCAGGCGAGGCCCCCUGAGAGGUUUAGUGCUGAGGACUCCACUAUACGGCUGGAGAUUAAGUCCACCCCCAGGUACAUGACCCUGGCGGCAGUUGCCACCGCUCCUCCGCCCCCCGUGGCUAUUGUCCCUCCAAUGGGUCCACAGCAGUCCCCAGAGCCCAUGGAGACAGAGAAUGCAGGCAAUGAGCUGCCAUUUAAGAUUUUAGAGGCCUGGUCCAUCAACGAACAACAGGCAGAAAACCUGUGGGAAAGAGCUAAAGAUGAUGCAAGUUCUCUCUCUGUCCUAAAUGAGACGGUUCAAGUUGAGAGUCUUAUGGAGUAUGACAAGCCUAUAGAUGCAUCUGCAACAUGUUCAAUGGCAUCUACAGGAGAGGACAAUGAGGUCCUUCAGGUCAUCACACAGAUGGACAAGAGAUCACCUUCACCAUUUGUCCACACCAACACUCAGGCAACUGAUAUUGUAUGCAUCGGUGGUGCCCAGACAAUCGUGGAAGGUAGCACUAUUGGCGCUUAUGAGAGAACUCUUGAUUUGUCCACAAUUGCUGAAGUUCAGUUCAAGUUAUGUGCGCUGCAGAGACUGGUUACUUACCUGGAGAGUGCGACAACAGUCACAGAGGCAAAGGAUGGUUGUCUAGAGGCAAUAUUGGAGUUGUAUUGGGGCGGGGAUAACUCUAACCUGGUAGAAGCUUUAAAAGAGAAAACGGAUAAGAAAAUCAUGCAGGAUGUGUCUGCCUGGGCCGCAGAGGAUGAGAAGGCAGUGGUUUUCUUUGCAGUCAGUGGUAUAUCACUGGGGGAAGUGGUCAAGAAGUUUCCCAAUCCAGCACAUGUUGACACCUCCUCCCAAGUGGGUUACAGGUCAUCAUGGUUAAAUGUCAACGAGAAGCUGAAUGACAUUGACAAAUAUUCUGGAAGAGCUUGGUCUCUAUGGUUCAUACCAGAUAAAGCAGAGGAGAGUUCCAAAGUGGUUGGGGGUGUCCAGAUGGAUGACAACUUCCACAGCAAGAUGGAGACUGUGGAAUUGCCUGCACAACAACCUGUUGUAGAAGAAGCAACAGACUCAGAUCUCCCAAUAAACCCACACCUCACGAUGGUCGCAGACCCCCCAACAAACGCAGACUCCGAGACGGAAACCCUUUCCCCAAUGAUUUUGACCGUCCUCACACCAGAGGAUGCUGUGAAACUGCUUUAUGAAACAGAGGCACCAGAUGCAGACCUCAAAACGGUCACAGACCUCACAACAGACUCGGACACAGAACCCCUUUACCCAAUGAAUUUGACCAUCCUGACAUCUGAGGAUGCCAUGAGACUGUUUUGCCAGAUCGAGAAUGGCUCUGACCUCCAACUCGCGUCCCCUGAACCAUGCUCUGAAAACAAAGAUAAGACACAGACAAAGCAACUAGAGAAUAUAGAAAGUGGCAGCUUAGAUAAGUCCUGCUACUGUCCUUGUAUUAUUGAAACUGACAAUGGGUUUGAAAUGGGCCUAUGCUCCAGUUGUCAGAGAGAGAAAGGAUUGCAGCAAGGUACAAGAUGCAUAACAAUCGCUCACUGCUUUACCAUGUCAGAUACAAAUGAUCAGGAGACAGAGGUCCCUAAGGACUCUGGGGGGAAGGCGACUGUUGACAAUCAAUGCAGGGACAAGAAGCAGAUACAUUCAACUGAAGAAGAGGGUGAUGACAAUCAAUCCAGUGACAAUAAGACACAGGGUGAAAUGCAGCAAUGUACAGGCGUCAUACCGAUCAUUGACUUUUUUUUCUGGUCAGAUGCAAGUGAGGAUUCAGAUCAGGAGACAGAGGAGAGCUAUAAUGAACAACAUGCUCAAAUUGAGGCUCAUGCCUCUAGUGUUAAAAUGACAGAGCCUGAAACAGAUACCAAAGCACCAUGUGAGUCAGCCCAAGAACGUACGACCCAAAGCAAAGUCAGUCAUGGUUCUGAGAAUAGGGAAAGAUGGCAAGACUGUAGGACGAGUACAUUACCACUUCCCAAGGUUGAAAACCCCUCUAAGGUAAGAGCUAACAUCAUAGAAGACAACUGGUGUUCACCUAUAGAGGACUGUGGUUCACCUGUAGAAAAGUAUGACAACGUUGCUGACUUUGUCACCCAAUACAAAACCUGCAAGUCAAAGAAAAAAGUACAACACAAAAUGAAAAAGGAGAAGACCCUCCAUCCAACGUCAUCUGACAGGCAAAAGCACAAGAAAAGCCAUGGGAAAGCAGAGAGGGGAAGGUCACCAUCCCAAACCGCUAAGUGCUCUGGGUUGAAGGCAACUGUGGAUAAUCAAUGCAGGGACAUGAUGCCACAUGCCUCACACAAGAGGAGACAUUCAACUGAGAGUGAUGAAAAUCGAUGUAAAGACAAGAAGAGGGGAUCAUCAACUGCGAAAGAGCGUGAGGGCUGUCAAUCCAUGGACAAGAAGCCACCGAAGAGUAGACAUUCCACUGAGAAAGAGAGAGAGGACAAUCAAAGUAGGGACAAGACGUCACAGAAGAGGAGAAAUUCAACUGAAACUGAAGGCAGGAACUCUGACUCCAAAGAGUUACAGUGUCAGUUGGUGGACAGAGAGAGGGGCAGUGGAAACUCACUCCUGUGCCCUGGGGUGAAAACCCUCCAUGUGCAGGGAUCCUCAACUACCACCGUUCCUCUCAAACUCUCCAUAAACAUCCCCAAAAAGCCUUCCAUAAACACCUCACCCUCAAAACAUACUGAAGUCCCCAGAAUGCCAAAGACUAAAGCCCAGAACAAAAUUAGCAAACACCGCUCCCCUGCAAAGUCAGUGUCUCCUGUUGUCAAUGGGAGGCAGAGGAACGGCAUCAAACACAAGCAAAAAAUUCAACGCCAAAAAGUCCGAUUGAAAAAGCUAUCUUUACCAAAAAAUCUUGUCAGGAAAGGUUCUCCACCAAGCCAGAAGAGAGAGGAAGAUUCUCCACAAAGCCGAACGAGAGAGGAAGGUUCCCCACCAAGCCAGAGGAGAGAGGAAGGUUCUCCACCAAGGCAGAAGAGGGUGGCGGAUAGAGGAGAGCCUGGGGGUUUAGGGAUAAUGGUCUCUAAGAAUCCUGACUCAUCCAAGAAACUAAAACGUAAGGCAGAGAGUGACUUGACAUCCCAACAGAUGUCGACAAAUAUUCCGAAGGUGUUGAAAAAGAAUGAGAAAGGAAGGUUGUCAAAAAGUGAGUGUGAGAACGACUCACUGCCCCCCAAGCCAAAGCUGCCAAGGAUUCCGAAGCUUCCGAGGACUCCAGAGGUUUCAAAGGACUGGCGUGAGAGAGAGAACAGGAAAGAGACAUCUCCCAGUGCUUCACCUGAAUCACAAACGCUGAACAAACCUGCAAAAGUGGCACACAAACCCAAACCUUUUAUCAAGCCUUCCAGUCCCAAUGGUUAUAGCCCAGGUAGUCAUGCUUGCCCUAAUCCGGCCAUGCUAUCACCGCAACAUGGCAACCGACAUUUUGGGGCAAAAGUCUCUGCGAGGCAGCAGGUGUUCUCAGAUUGGGAGAGCAGCUUUGUCCCAACUCGCAGGCAAUCAGGGUGUCCUCCAAAGGAAGUGGAAGGUCCACAGGCCAGUCCCAGGUCCAGCUCGGAGACCAGGAUCAUCCGAUCUAUUCUAAAACGCGCCGAUGCUCCGCCGAAACCCAAGCGGAACAUCAGCUUUCCUUUGAAUCCGAGAAACGUGCACUACUUCAAGCCUUGUGAAUAUGAAAAUGACGUCAUGUUCAACAGGUCUUACACAGAUCCGGAAGAUGCACAGCAUUCUGAUGAUGAAGAGGAAGAUGUUCCUGUGAACUGCCAGAACACGAAGGAACAGCCCCCCGUUAUGGAAGAGAAGCGACAAGAUAUAGGGGAGCUGAAGCCUGGACCAAGUGGUUUAUGUGAAAAGCGCUUCAAAUGGAAGUGGGAAAUGCAGGAGCCUGCUGCCAUUUUGAUGAAGAAGAGCAUUGUUCAGGCAAAGCAUUGGACGAAGUCUCUCCAUCGUGAUCCUCCAAAAGAAUUCAGACACUCAGCAAAAAAAACUGGAGUUGGUUACAAGUGGUCAGAGAAGCAGAAGAGGCCAAAUGAAAUUGAAGCUUUGUACCAAUGGCUAGAGGCUGACCGCCAAGGCAGGGACCCCGAUACAGCAGCCGCAGGGGAGAACUUUGAGCAGAGCCCCUUGAAGAGGACGUUCAAGUCUAAAGUCCUGGCCCACUACCCUGAGAACGUGGAGUGGAACCCCUUCGACCAGGAUGCUGUCAAUAUGCUCUGUAUGCCCAAAGGCCUGUCGUUCAGGACACAGGCAGACAGCCGCGAGCCCCAGUUCCACUCCUUCCUGAUCACGCGGGAGGACGGCUCUCGCACUUACGGCUUCGUCCACACCUUCUACGAGGAGGUGACGUCGCCUCAGAUCUGCUCGGCCAUGCAGACCCUCUACCAGAUGCACCAGGCCGAGAACCCUUCCUCCGCCACCCCCUCCUCCUCUUCCUCCUCUUCCUCCAGUAUGGACUCUCUGGCUAGCAGCCUCGACGAAGCAGAUUCUCCAUCUUCAUCCUCGUGCCGGUCGGCGGCGUGCGGCGGCUACGACGCGUCGCGGGACACGCUCUACGUCUCCAAGGCGUUGUGUCUGAUCACGCCCAUGCCCUUCAUGCACGCCUGCCGCCGUUUCCUGUCCCAGGUGCACCGGGCCGUCGCAGCCGCCGCGCCCCCGCCCCUCCCCCUGGAGAGCUACGUGCACAACAUCCUGUACGAGGUGCCCCUGCCCCCUCCGGGGCGCUCGCUGAAGUUCCACGGGGUGUACGAGCCCAUCGUGUGUCAGCGUCCUGGGCCUGGGGAGCUGCCUCUGGCUGACUUCCCUCUGGGCCAGACCUUCACUCUGCUGGGGGUAGAGAACCUGGUGCAGCUGUUCAACUGUACCCUGCUGGAGAUGCAGAUUCUGCUCUACUCACAGGACUACCAGCGGUUGAUGACAGUUGCGGAGGGCAUCACCACCCUGCUCUUCCCGUUCCAGUGGCAGCAUGUCUACGUGCCCAUCCUACCCGCCUCACUGCUGCACUUCCUGGAUGCCCCCGUGCCCUACCUCAUGGGCCUGCAGUCCAAAGAGGGCACCGACCGCUCCAAACUAGAGCUGCCGCAGGAGGCUAACCUGUGCUUUGUGGACAUUGACAACCACUGUAUCGAGCUGCCUGAAGACUUCCCCCAGUUCCCUAACAAACCAGAGUUAAUCCAGGAGCUCAGCGAAGUCCUCCUCCGCUACGGCAUAUCCCCAGUCGGGGGCGCUCCUCCAACCUCUGUCCCCACCUCCACCACCACCCCUGGGUCCGUCUCUACCCGUCACCCUGGUCUGAAGAGCCAACAGGCCCUGAGGGAGCUAGAGGACGAUGGGAGGAAUGGGAACCUAGGAGGGGAGCAGUUAGCCGUGUUGGAGCUUCUCCAAGGGAACGCUACUCUGGAAAGACUCCAGGCUCUGGCUAAGAGAACGGGGGUCCGUGUGGAAGCCCUGAGGGGGGUAGGGGGUGAGGGAGAGGCCCAGGGGGGGAGGACGGCAGUCGAAGAGGAGGAGCUGAGGAACGCUAAGCUGAAUGUACAGCUGAGGGAGGUGUUCGCUAGCAGGUUUACCACGAUGUUCGCGGACUAUGAGGCCUUCGUCAUCCAGAGCGCUCCGGACCUGGAGUCCUGGCUCACCAACCGAGAGCAGAUGCACAACUUUGAUAAGGCAUCCUUCCUGUCUGACCAGCCGGAGCCCUACCUGCCCUUCCUGUCCCACUUCAUCGAGACCCAGAUGUUUGCCACCUUCAUCGACAACAAGAUCAUGUCCCAAUGGGAGGAGAAGGAGCUGCUGCUCCGCGUGUUCGACGGACGCAUCGAUAAAGCUCGUCUGUACAACGUUAGAGCCCCAAGUCUGCGGUCCUCCAACUACCAGAGGUGCACCAUCCUCAAGGAGUCAGCCCAGGCCAUCGAACAGCGGCUGCUGAAGAUUGACCACACAGCCAUCCACCCCCACCUCUUGGAUAUGAAGAUUGGACAGGGCAAAUAUGAACAAGGCUUCUUCCCCAAGCUGCAGUCUGACGUGCUCUCAGUCGGACCCACCAAUAACAACAGGUGGUCCAAUCGUACCGCUACGGCUCAGCGCAGGAAAGACCGUCACAGACAACAAACAGAACACUUGACUCUAGAUAACGACCUCAAAGAGAAGUACAUGCAAGAGGCUCGGAGCCUGGGGAAGAACCUCCGUCAGCCCAAGCUGUCUGACCUCUCACCUGCCGUCAUCGCUCAGACCAACUGGAAGUUUGUAGAGGGACUACUCAAGGAGUGUCGCAUGAAGACUAAGCGUAUGUUGGUGGAGAAGAUGGGCAGGGAGGCAGUGGAGCUGGGUCAUGGGGAGGCCAACAUCACAGGUCUGGAGGAGAACACUCUCAUCGCCUCCCUCUGUGACCUGCUGGAGAGGAUCUGGAGCCACGGCCUGCAGGUCAAACAGGGGAAGUCAGCUCUGUGGUCCCACCUGCUGCACUACCAGGCCAGAGAGGAGAAACUGGAGCAGCAGCAGGCAGAGUCACCAGUGUCAAACGGUCCAGAGAGACGAAAGUCUGAGUCGUCAAUAGGGAUGCCAUCGCUGCGAGCGUCCGUCAUACAGGAUAUGAGGCACAUCCAGAGUAUGGGGGAGAUAAAGACGGAUGUGGGCAGAGCGAGGGCCUGGAUCCGUCUUUCUCUGGAGAAGAAGCUGCUCUCACAACACCUCAAACAGUUGCUGUCCCGCCAAGCCUUAACCAAGAAGUUGUAUAAGCGCUACGCCUUCCUGCGCUGUGAGGAGGAGAAGGAGCAGUUCCUGUUUCACCUGCUCUCCCUCAACACUGUCGACUACUUCUGUUUCACCAGUGUCUUCACCACCAUCAUGAUCCCGUACCGCGCUGUCAUCAUCCCCAUCAAGAAGCUGAGCAACGCCAUGACGACCUCCAACCCGUGGGUGUGUGUGUCGGGUGAGCUGGGCGACUCGGGCGUCAGGCAGAUCACCAAGAACGUCCUGGAGAUGACCUUCGAUUCUGCUUUCAGGCCACACACUCACAUCGACGCCAUGUUCAAGUGUCAAAACCUGGGUAAGCUGACUACAGUCCAGUUGGGUCAUGAUAACUCUGGGCUGCUGGCUAAAUGGUUGGUGGACUGUGUCAUGGUCCGCAACGAGAUCACAGGACACACCUACAAGUUCCCGUGUGGGCGGUGGCUUGGCAAAGGCGUGGACGACGGCAGUCUGGAGCGCGUUCUGAUUGGUGAGCUGGCGUUGCCCAACGCAGAUGAGGAUUGUGGGAGAGGGUGUCGCACGCCCGACAUGCAGCAUUCGCCGGGUCAGACCAGACGCUCCAGCAUCACCUCGAUGGGAGGACGAGGAUACAAGCCCACCUCAGCUCAAAUCCAGGAAGCCAUCGGCGAGGCAGUGAACAUCAUCUGCAAACACUUCCACAAGCCUGAGAAAGAGAGGGGCAGUCUGACCAUCCUGCUGUGUGGUGAGGUUGGUCUGGUCGGGGCUCUGGAGCAGUUCUUCCACAAUGGCUUCAAGUCCGCCCGCCUCUUCCAGAAGACUGUCUUUGUCUGGGACUUCGUGGAGAAGGCGGUGGCUUACAUGGAGUCAGCAGACCAGAUGGGGGACAUGCAGGAGACUGCUGAGCCCCUGGGCCUGACCUGUGUCUCUCUCUGUCACUAUGUCAGUGCCAUCAACUCCUCACCCAGGAACAUUGGCAAGGACGGCAAGUUCCAGCUGCUUGUCUGCCUGGGGGCAAGAGAUCGUCUGCUGAUUCAGUGGCUCCCUCUGUUGGUGGAGUGUCCAGUGAUCCAGCGGAUGUACGAGGAGUCUGCUCUGAUGCGGGACCGGACCACGGUCAACGCUCUCAUCGCUGUCCUGCAGACUCUCCAUGACUUCCCCAUCACCCUGGAGGCCUCGCUCGUCAAGGGCAUCGACCUUUAACCCUUACCACACAGCCUGCUGGGGGGGGGGGUCCAGGACUACAUUUCCCACAAACCCUUGCUCUGUUCCCUUUUGCCCUGUCACUGUCGUCGUCGAGGCCUGCUUCAGCUGAUUAACUCUGAGAAAAGUCUGAGGACUUUAUAAAGAGACCAGAGACAGUUCGCUACCAAAGCAAUCAAUUCCACUGCUUCAGAACAGAAGCUUGGGCUUUGAAUCAUUGAUGAGUGAUGAUGCAGUAUUAUUAUUACAUAGCUUGUGGUUUUGAAAAUAUCCUUUUUGAUAUUUAAUAAGAAGGGACUGUUUUUAAAGAAAACCCGUGGAUGUUUCCCUAUGUGCUAGAUGUGUGUAGCCCACUGUAGGUAGCUCUUCAAUGGACACUUUUAGCCUGUGUGAUGGAGAUCCUAUCUUUGCCUGUCUGCCAUCUCUGUCUGCUGGAUCCUGCUCCAACUUCAGCUAGCGUUAGCAUUAGCAAGCAUGCCUGUGGGUCAUAGUAGGCCAGGAGAAAGGAAACCAAAACAGAAAGUGACUCUUUGCCCCUGCUACCUCUCCAUUGUCUCUGCACUGGGAAUAUCUGUGGGUGAAACUUCAUCAGUUGGAUGAAGAUGACUACCAUGGAAAGAAAAACUGGACUCAUCUGCUUUCAGCACUACACUGAGUUGUGUGCAAUGCAGCUUUUUGAUUGGAUGUUGGUUCUUUCCAGAAACACCUACUGUGUUGGGCUGGAUCUUUGUUCUGCUUUGUGAUUGGCUAACAGAUCUUGGUGGACACAAACACUGCGCUGAAUUGGAGAGGUCUUUCCUAGGGGGGCAGGGACUUUUCUAGGGUUGCAUGGGCAUUCCAAACAAAUUACAGGCAUUGACCUGAACCUAUUUCAAACUGUGUGUGUCUAUAUAGUGUACAAAACAUUAAGAACACCUUCCUGGUAUUGCGAUUUGGGGCACCUCCCCCUUUUGGCCUCAGAACAGCCUCAAUUCAUCACGGCAUGGACUCUACAAGGAAUCGAAAGUGUUCCACAGGGAUGUUUGUCCAUGUUGACUCCAAUGCUUCCCACAGUUGUCAAUUUGGCUGGAUGACCUUUGGGUGGUGGACCAUUCUUGAUACACACAGGAAACUGUUGAGUGUGAAAAACCCGGCAGCGUUGCAGUUCUUGACACAAACCAGAGUGCCUGGCACCUAAUACCAUACCCCGUUAAAAUAAACUUAAAUAUUUUGUCUCGCCAUUCACCCUCUGAGUGGCACACAUAAACAAUCCAUAUCUCAAUUGUCUCAAGACUUAAAAAUCAUUAUUUAACCUGUCUCCUGCCCUUCAUAUCUACACUGAUUUGAAGUGGAUUUAACAAGUGACAUCAGUAAGGGAUCAUAGCAUUCACCUGGUCAGUCUGACAUGGAAAGAGUUGGUGUUCAUAAUGUUUUGUACACUCAGUGUAUGUGUUCUCUCCUAAUCUUAUUUUUAUAUUAGAAAUCGUAAUGGUCAAUGUAUUCAAUUUCAUCCUGGUUUCUGUCAUGCACUGUGUGUGUGUGUGUGCGUGCGUGCGUGCGUGUGUGUGUGUGUGUGUGUGUGUGUGUGCGUGUGUGAGCGAGCAUGCGUGCGUGCGAUUUGUUGAUCUCAAAUGGACACUUACUCUGCAUUACUCUGUGGUAUAGAAAUGUUCCAGACCCUUAUUAAUGUGAUACAUGUGAAAUACACUGGAAUAUUAAACAAUUGCAAUAAGAACCUAUACAUACAACCCCUAAUGAUGCAUUUAUCAUAAAUGCCUCAAACCUUCCUAUGAUAAGUGAUUAUUUUCUGGUGAUUGUUAACUCCUUCUGGGACUAUUUCUAGCUGGUUGUAUUUUUCAAUCUAAAAUAGAUCUCUUGCCACUUUUUCAAUCAACCUUGAUGAACAUGUUCUUAUAUUUCUGUAACAAGUGUAAAUAGGGCAUUUAUGCAUGUGUACUAAAAAGGGUGAUCAAAAUACAUGUUGACUAAAGUUAUUAGGCUAACUAUGACCAGACAAUAGAUUUGAACCCAACCAAAAGGGAAAACUGACAGAUUCCGAAUCACUUUUAACUGUUUUGACCACAGUACUUUUCCAGUAUUAACGCAUAAAAGGACAGCAAAUUUGUUUUUAAUGUCCUGAUUUGAUGUAUUUAUUCCUAUAAACUGUGGUAGUAAUCAAGAAACUUUGAGACACUGGUUGCAACAGGGGCAAAGAGCCACCUGUGAAAUACCUGGAAGUUACAUGCUGCAUGUUGAUCCAUGUGACUUUCCUUCUAUAACAUUCACAGUUUGGUCCUGCUACUAGGUUCCUACUGUUUUGUGUAUCCAUGGAUUCCAACAAUCAAAAAACCUAUCUUCCUGUAUGUGUAAGAAGCAACAAACAUAGGAGGAUGAUCGACUCUAUAGGUGUUUAGCGCGUAGCUGUGAGCAAAGUGUCGGUCUAGUGUAGAGAGAAUGGGGUCCCUCUUUGCAUCUGCUAAAGUGCUACUGCAUGUGGUGUACUCUGCUACUCAGCUGUAUACUUUCUCCUAACACACCACUACAGCUAGACUCAUUCAGUAGUCCUGUACUGUACUUCUGUCUUUAUGUUACAUGAACCUGUGACAAACGCUGUCCCCCGCUGGGUGGAAUAUCUGUCCUAACAUUACUAGGUAGGCAGUGCUACUAUGGAACCUUAACUUUCCUACACGUGCAUGUGUAAACUGUAUGUCCAGUGGGAGGAGAUCGUGUAAUGAAUGGAGAUCUAUGUCCGUGUAACUGAUAAAUGUUCUGAUAUUUAUAAUGCACUUCAUUAAAAACUUGCUCAAUA